AUCCUUUCAAUAUGCAAAAGACUCUUUGGAAACGAGGAUUUCGGGAGCAUCAAUUGGCAGAGAUUGGAAGAAAAGUGAAUUAUCCUCUGCCGCCUAUGCCCCCCGCCAUUUGCCCCCCGGACCAUCAUGGCUCCAUGCCCGUAGUCUGCUAUCCAUCCAAAGAGUCUAUCCUGAGCCCGUGGCCACUGGAACGCAGCACUGUGAUGCGCCGGACCACUGUCUUAGCCCUCUGCUCUGUUGUCCUUGUUUACCUGGUGACAGGUGCCUUCAUCUUCCGCCAGCUGGAACAGCCGUAUGAAACCCUCCAGCAGGUGAAAAUUCGAGCCUACCUGGAGCAGUUCUUAAAAUUGCACCAAUGUGUAGCUGCUGAAGAACUGGAGGACCUCAUCCAGCAAGUAAGCGAAGCGAUGGGAGUUGGAGUGGAGCCCGUCAUCAACAUCACGAACGCUAACAGCUCACACUGGGACAUGAGCAGUGCAUUCUUCUUCGCUGGCACAGUUAUCACCACCAUCGGUUUUGGGAACAUCUCCCCUAAGACUGAUGCUGGCCGGCUUUUCUGUAUCUUCUACGCGCUUGUGGGAAUUCCUCUCUUUGGAAUGCUGCUUGCGGGAGUUGGGGACCAUUUGGGAUCGUCUCUCCGGAAAGCCAUUGGCAAAGUGGAGGAUAUUUUCUUGAAAUGGCAGGUCAGUGCCACCAUUGUGAGGGUCAUCUCUGCCUUGCUCUUCAUCCUCAUUGGCUGCCUCCUCUUCGUUUCCCUGCCAACCAUCAUCUUCCAGCGGGUGGAAGGCUGGACCCUUUUGGAGAGCGUUUACUUUGUGGUUGUUGCACUGACCACCAUUGGAUUUGGCGACUAUGUGGCAGGGGAUACAAAAAGUGAAGAUCACUUGUGGUACCAACCAUUAGUGGUGGUCUGGAUUCUCCUUGGCCUGGCCUACUUCGCCUCCAUCCUGACGAUGAUUGGCAACUGGUUGCGGGUGUUGUCCCGACGCACAAGGGCCGAGAUGGGGGACUUGACUGCACACGCUGCCUCCUGGACAGGCAACAUGGCAUCCCAGCUCCGUGUCCCAAACAUGGCAUUUCCAGAGAAGCUGCACAGAGUGGGCACUUUAAAAGGGAAGGCACUGUCGCCUUCGGCCAUUUCACCGCAGGAAGAGAACCAAGAGUCACUGCCACCGCAGGAGCAAGUGCCAUCACAUCCCUUGGCUUUACCACCGCCACUGCUGCCUCCCCUGCCACUGCUGCCUCCCCUGCCACCAUCUUCUCGGAGCCCAUCUCCAGGUACCACACAGCGUGUGGCACAACUGAAUGCACGCAACGGCGUCCCGCUGCGGCCUAUAGACUACACAGGCGAAAACCUGGCUUUCAUUGAUGAGAGUUCAGAUGCUCUGAGCGAUGGGGGGCCACCUUCCGCUAGGCUGCCCCGCCGCUUGCGUCCUCGGGCUCGGCACCGUGCCAACACUGGCCAGCCACCAGGAUUGCCCAUGGUCCUGCUGAGCCGGACCCGGGACAAAGGUGAAUCUGUUUAAGGAUGGGACUCAGCCAAUGUCUGGCUUGGAGCAAGUUUCUGAUGUAUCGGUGCAGUUCUCUUUAUUCCUGUCUUCCUGUGCCCAGCAGAGUGAAACCCAGAGCGUCUCAGCUUUUGUUUCCGUGAGGUGCUAAGUGAAUGCCCAGCCUUUUUGUGUCCCCUGGCACAAACCCUCUGCACUUGGUUUCUCAUUCUGUUCUGCCAGCUGGGCUCUGUCCACCUUUCCAUCAACACAAGGAACUUCACCCUCUUUGCAGUGCCAACAGAGUUCCUUGCUUUUGGUGGGACAAACCCUGGCAUUACAGCUCUCCUCUCUGCAUGGUGCUCCCUGACUCAGCCUUCCUCCCAGCACUAGGAUUCUCCUCCUGCUCCCCGAGUACCACUGGAAGCCUCAUCUCCACCUGUGUGCCUGUUAUGGUUGUUCUGCUCUCUUCUAGUCUUCUGGAACUGCACCUCGUGGGUGGGUGAAGGGAUCAGCAUCUCUCCCACCCCAGCUCCAAGCACCAGACUUCCUGUUGCAUGCCCACCUGACCAUCCCAAACCCCAAGUGCACCCGCACACAAUUCCCUCCUCCCUUGUGAGAUUAGGAUAUCUACACUACAGGCAUAAGUCACUUUAAUAGUUGUUGCUUUUCCCCCAGUGAAUCCUGGGAACUGUAGUUCUUUUAGCGAUGAGCUUCAAUCGUGUCCAUGUCUGAACAGAUAUCAUCAUUGAGAGCUCUCAGCACCCUUGCCAAGCUACAAUUCCUAAGAUUCUUUGGGUGGUGGAACCCUUGACAGCGCUGAACCCUUACACUUAUUGAAACUUGGUUGCAAAUUAAUGCAUCUUUCCUCCUUUGCUAUGAUGUAGGGGUGGAGGAGAAAUUCAAUUCAUUUCAUAUUUAAAUGCAAACCUAAAUUCGCAUUUUCUGAAAUAAUACGCAAACCAAAACACACCCAUCUUUUGAUAUUUGCUCUCCUUUGAAUUUUGUAAUGCAGUUCUCCAGUUAUGUGCACAACAAUGCCUAUAAUAGGGUAAGGUGUACAUAAAAGGCAUACAUUUAUGAAAAUAACAUGCAAGAAUGCAUGAUAUUGGGGAAAAUUGGCUUUGCAAAAAUGUGUGUAUUAGGGAAAGUGCAUAAAAAAGGUGUAUAUUAGGAGAAAUCCGCAUUCAAAUGCCAAUGGAUAUUCAUGAGAACUUUAAAAAUAAUAAUAAUAAGCAAACUGAACUUAAGAAAUAGAAACAAAAGUAGACAGAUUUGUCCCUACCUAUUAUGGGGUGUCUGGAAAGGCUACAUUUGGGUGAAACUGUCUAAAAAUGCCAAAAUCUGUGUCUCAUUGUCUUCUAGGGAGGGUCUCUAACCAAUCCUUCCCCUACAUCCAAUAUUGAUGGAGAGGAAUAGUAAAAUUUGGGAAUGUGUGUGUAUCCCAACAGAGCUCCCUCUUGUUGGGCUUCCUCCAAGGGCUGUUUGGUCAUAUGGGGCAGGGCUCCGCAGCUACCCCAAGCUACAGAGGAGAGUAUGGGAGGGUACCUCAUCUCUUCCCGCCUUCCGUCCUUCACUUCACAAAUGUGCCUGUUCUCGACUCUGUAUAUUGGAAGCAUUUUGUUGUAUUUUUUUUGUCUUGUCUUCCAGAAAUUAAAACCAAAACUACACAAGAGGUGUUCAUGUCUGUGUUUGUUUUGUAUUUCCACGCAAGAGACAAGUCUCCACAUUCGUUUUAAGUACAUCACGGUUUUCUAUUGAUCUGUGAAAAAGGAGGGCAUGGGAAGUGUGGAGGAAGAUUGUGACUGAAUGAAAUUUCCAG
This is a messenger RNA of Rhineura floridana, 3309 nucleotides long. RefSeq names its product potassium two pore domain channel subfamily K member 4 (gene KCNK4). NCBI's taxonomy places the organism in Eukaryota, Metazoa, Chordata, Lepidosauria, Squamata, Rhineuridae. The transcript is spliced from 8 exons. Gene Ontology annotation, molecular function: potassium ion leak channel activity. The coding region runs from base 12 to 1526 and encodes 504 amino acids. Gene Ontology annotation, biological process: potassium ion transmembrane transport; stabilization of membrane potential. Gene Ontology annotation, cellular component: membrane. The record is from RefSeq and is a predicted model, not a curated record.